UCCUGCGGAGGAGCCUAGGAUGGGAAGCACUGGCGCGUGGAUGAAAAAACCAACCAAGGAUUCGUGAAAGAAACCGGAAUAGAAAGAAUUAAAUUGUUUUGUAAUGGGAUGGAGUUAUUUGCGCAAAAUCACCGACUCAAAUAAGGAAGCCAACACAUUCACAAAUGUUAAGUAUGCGGUAAAACGUCAGCGAAACGGUUUUAUCGGCUUGCGGAAAUAAAUGUUUAUUGACUAAAGCUGGCCUACUCCCAAUUUUUCUUGCAAAUUCAUUGCAGCAGAUUAAAUUAAAAUGUUAUUGAUGAUGAAGAAACUUGUCUCAUUUCAAUGAAUGAAUAUGUACAAGAAUCAAAAGUCUUUUGAAUGGGUGCAUAUUGCCCUGAAACGCUUCAAAACCCAGUUACCAUGCUAUGGGGAUCAAAGCUGCUUGCAAUCAGAGCAGUCAAUAAGUCUUGUGCGCCAAAGUCUUAUCAACCUUUCACAACACCAAUUUACUGCCAUUGUCACAGCUUUGACAACCUACAUCAAAGAUGUCAACUAUUUGCAUUCUCAGUCAUCUGAACAGCAAGAAAGAAUGUGUCUCUCAAACAUAAUUGUUUUGGAAACAAUCCUACAAUGCUUCAAAAAACAUGUGAAUUGCAAUGCCGCAAUGUCGGAUGAUGUUGUUUCCAAGCAGCUCUUGCCAACUUUUUGUCCUUUUGCCCUUCAACAAGAAGCUGCUGGUCAUUACAAAAAGAUGUAUGAACUUAGUGGAAGUAUCUUGUCUAAAAUCAGCCAGUUUCAUUUCACUGCAGUUUUCAAUAGAGUUAUGACUAGGAUUACACACUUGGCUGAGGCAGGAGAAGAUGGCACAUCAACAGUGGAUGACAUCGUCUUGAUGAAAUUUCUUCAUGUUAACAGGAAAUCAUUGGUAACAGUUCUGAGUGAGGUUGUAAAAUUUUUCAAACUGCUCAAGAAGCAUUCGCAGCUGUCCCUGCUGAAAUCUCUUGACAAGAUGAUCUGGAACUGGAUUGAGAAUUACCCUGAGCAAUUUGGAGCUUUGUACAGGGAACAACAAACCCAGCUUUCGGAUGUCAGUGACAAGUUGUUUGUCGUUGUUGAUGUUUUCUCUGAAUCUUCAAAGAAGCGCUCGGCAACUUGGCCUGUUCAAGUGAUGGUGCUUCUGUUGUGUCAGCAAUCUGUUCGAGAAGCGGCUGGUAAUGGUGAGCUCUCGAAAGGGCAGAAUUAUCUAAAGAGAACAUUUCUGGACAACCUGAAGAAGGCCCUGGUAAGCGGCAAAGCUACUGCCGAAAGCUCAGUCAUUGCGUGUGUUCAACUUUGCAAAGCAUCUACUUAUAUAAACAGGGAGGAUAACGUCGUGUGCUUCCUGGUCGCGGAGGUUCUCAACGAGCUUAAGUCCCUGCUGUUCAAUUCCUCAAGGACGUUUACAUUCUCCCAAAGCGUCUCGGUUGUUGAUAUCAUGACAGACUGCUUUGUUGCCAGUUUUCGCAUCAAUUUUCGUAACAAUCAGCAUUUCGAAGUUUGCUUCCAAAUCGACGCCCCAUUGACUUUCCAGCUGUCCCUGGUGAAGGGCCUUUACCGUAUCGUCAAAGAGAAACCGUUAAGGUGGUGGCCCAAAGUGGAAGUAUUGUACAGCAAGGCAAAUCAGCUACGAGCUUUGUUUCAGGCCUCGAUUAAAAAGGUGACAAUGGCAGAUGGGCAGGCAACAAAAUCUUCGCAUCGCUCAUCGAUGAUGAAAAUCAAAGACCGGAGGAAAGACGACGAGGCUAGUCAGUUGCAAAAGGAGGCCCAGUUGUUGCUGUGGCUCGUGAAGCUGUUUAAUGCAGACCCAAUGCUCGCUUUGCACAAUCCAGAGAGAGCUGGCCACGAGAUCCAAGCCAGCUCCAUGCAGUUUAUGGACGGUUUAGUUUCUGUUGCAAUGUGCGACAAUAUUCCUGACGUAGCUGCGGAGGCAGCAGAGACAUUGAUAUGUUUGCACUCAACGGACAAUGUUGAAUUGUGGAACCCUGAAGCCCCGAUUGCCACAUUUUGGGAGAUCAGCUCCCAUGUGAUUUGCAACAUUGCCGAAAAACUUCAACAGGAAAAGAUAUCUAAUCAAUUGAGCAAAAUGAAAUGGCUUCAGCAACUUCUAAGAAAGAGAGUCCAAUUUCUCAGAAAACACAAGGAGCAAGCGGCCAUCGGUACUCACAUAUCCGUUUGCGCUAAAGCAAUAUCGAAACUCGAGGUGAUAUUUCUAAUGUCGCUGUGGAGCUCGGAACAGAACUUAGUGCUUUUGUCGAUGGAAUGUUUUGCCUUGCUAAACGAGGAGGCUAGCCUCGUGAUGACGCUGGAUGGCAACAACCAGAUACAUCCUCCUCCGCUGUACACCGUGUAUUAUAAAUUUGGCCACGAAAGUCAGCAGGUGACUACUGGUCGGGCAGCAUUGCAGAAAAGGGUCAUGGGUAUUUUGAGACAGGUGAACGUAGCAACUGCAGGAAAUCUCGAGGCCUGGGAAUUGACACUGAAUCGCUGGCAUAAGUUGACACAAGCCUUAGUCCAUUAUCCUGUGAAAGAAUUUCCUCCAGUCGAGCCUUGUAAAAUGACGGGCCUUAAGAAGACUGGGUCGGGUGUUUUUCCGCAACUACCAAGUGACCUUCUCGAAAUGUAUCUUGCUGAGUGGACAAACAUGACUGGUUUCUUAUGCUCUCUUGGGGGAAUUCACGAAGAAAAUGAACCAGGACCUUUGGCAAGGACAUCAAGCAUCGUGAUACAGAAGUCAUUUACAAGUGGCAACUUCGCGCCGACUUUGGCAGAAACCUUGCCAGAUUCCCCUGUAAACAGGUUCAUUAGCCAGUUGCUCACACUUCUGGUUUGUCAAAACGAGCAAACAGCUCUUCAGGUUCGAAGUGGUGUCAAGGAAUCCCUUGGAGUCGACUUGAGUCCUGCUCUAUUCAGAUCUUUUUUCACUUUGACAAAGGCAACGAAGCACUGUUUUUUCCCAGAGGGACAGGUUGAAAUCAACGAAUCGAACACAGUCUACAUCGAACAAAUAAUUUACAUUUUUAAAAGCAUGCUGGAUGCUAAGUCAGAUCAAGUUACUCUCAUGUUAGGCUACAUGCCAACAGAGGAAUUGAUUUUGCCAAUUAUAAAGUAUGUAAGGGCACUUCCGGUCACAGUCCAGAGCCUCAUCAUCAAAUCGAAGCUGUGCCAGCUCGUUGAAAGUAUCAUGGCACGACGGGUGGAUUUAGCUUUUCGCCAGGAAAUGAAAUUUAGAAACAAAUUGGUUGAUUACAUCACCGAAUGGGUUUUACAUGCGUCCACAGAAAUAGAAGAAGUUGCUCCAGAAAUUCUUGCAAUCUCCUGGACAUUAGAUGAAGCAGCGAUGAAAGCAAUUGUGGCACUGCUGAAAAGCUUGCCUUUGCAACCAGAAAAUGUGGAGUCAGAUAUCACUGAGGCAAAAUCAUCCUUAUUUCUUAAGUACUUCACGCUGUUCAUGAACAUUCUCAACAAAUGCUACGAAGGCCACGACGAAGGCUCGGUGAGACCUGGUGUCCCUGUGCCGCAUUUUAUCAACCUGCGAGGGAGCACGGUCCAAGCGAUGUCAAACAUGCUCAGCGCAAACAUUGACAGCGGUCUUAUGCAUUCUAUAGGUCUUGGUUACCACGAAGACCCCCAAACGAGGUCAACCUUCAUGGAAGUACUGACGGAUAUCCUGAAGCAGGGGACGGAGUUUGAAAAUCUUGCUGACACUGUCCUGGAGGAUAGGUUUGAAAGGCUUAUUGGUUUAGUCACGUGGUUAAGUGAGGAUGGGGAUCUGCCAAUCGCAAUGGCUCUUGCGAAUGUUGUCCAAUCAGAGCAGCUGGAUGACUUAACUCAAGUUUUUGUUAAUGUUUUCGACUCUAAGAGCAUGUUGUCCGAGCUGCUGACAAAUCUUUUUCGGCAAGAGGUAGAAUUGGCAGAGGGCAUGCAGACCUUGUUUCGAGGCAACAGCCUGGCAAGCAAGGCAAUGGCAUACGCAUUCAAGCUCUACGGCUGUGGGUAUCUACAGGAGCUGUUGUCACCUUGCAUGGCGAUUAUGGUCCACGAGAAAGAGAAGUCGUACGAGGUGGACCCAACCAGAAUUGAAAAUGGUGAUGAUAUAGAGGCCAACACGAACUCAGUUCUAACUUUGGUGAAGAUGCUUGUUAAUCAACUGAUUGAAACUAAAGAAAGUUUCCCGGAAAAGCUGACAUGUCUUUGCCACUGCUUAAACAAGGCCGUCCAGGAACGAUUUCCAUCGGAAACUUACGUCGCUGUUUCAAGCGCUGUCUUCCUCAGAUUUCUCAACCCAGCAAUAGUGUCUCCACAUACAUUUGGAUUUCUCGAACAUCCUCCGUCAGAUAAAAUGCGUAGAGGCCUGCGGUACAUCUCCAAGAUUCUGCAGAAUUUAGCAAACCAGAUACUAUUCACAAAGGAGCCGCAUAUGGAAGUUUUUAAUAACUUUUUGACAGACCAUUUUGAGAAAGUGCACGGGUUUUUCGCCGCGCUUUCGGCAAAUUCCCUGGAGACCACGGCCCAAGUCGACAUCGAGUACUCCAUGUUUAAUGACUACGAUAUCGCUGCACUUCACAAACUUUUGUGGGCAAAACAAGAGAAUAUCGGACAAUAUUUGUCGGUGAACAGAGACUACAAAUCUGUAGGCAGAGGUCCUUUUGAAAGACUGGUGACACUUCUUGCUCAUUUGGGACCGCCGGACCAUCAGCCUUCCAAGCUUCAAAAGGGAACUUUAUGGCAUCGAACAAGCAGCAUGGGUUCAAAAUUCCGAGAGUUCAUGAUGAAACACGCAGGGCAAAACAACGAUGAGCUGCAGGCAAUUAAAUCGCUUCAACUAUUCUACCAGGAGGGAAAGUCCAAAGCUGGAAAUCCUGUUUUCUAUUUUGUUGCCAGAAGAUACAGAGCCGACCAAAUUAACGACGAAAUCCUUAUCUACCACGUGUUCUUAACACUCCAACCAGUAUACGGCCAAUCAUGGGAAGUCAUCUUCGAUUUCACUCACACAGGGCCAGAUAACAGAUUCAAGCCGGAAACCUUGGCAAAGGCUUUCGCUGUGCUCCCAGAAGCACAAUUCAAAAGCUUGUCAGUAAUAUAUGUAUACAACGUGAAUAGCAGCGUGCGCCAAUUUGUUAAAGUCCACGAACGCACACUCGCUCCCUUCAAGGGAAAAUCAAACGUGCUUUUAAUCGACUCUUUGAAUCGCUUCUAUGACUACCUGGCACAGGAUGAGCUCAAGCUCCCCAAUUCAACAACUUCUUUAGAAGACGACCUAAAAGUUUUCUCGGCUCAGCGAAUCAACAAAGGAACUGUUUUUAUCAAGGUCGGACCAACUUCAGUGCAGAUACAAGCAGCAGAAAAAGCGAAAGUUCUUGGUUAUACUUGUUCUGUGAACGACGUGUUUUAUGCAUCAGAAAUUGAACAGGCCUACUUUCAAGAAGAUCUUCUAGAACUGCAUUUUUCAAUUGGAGGACCUGGUCUCCGGUUUAUUAGCGCAAGUGCGGAACAAAUAACAGUUGCUGUGAACCGAGUCAUGUCAAGGUGGAAACUUUCUCAACCGGGUUCCAAAACAUCGGCAGCUGAAAAGAAAAUUCGGCCUAAAGAUGUCCCAGGAACACUGCUCAAUAUGGCCCUGUUGAACCUUGGAAGCAAAGACCCAAGCCUGCGUUUAGUUGCAUAUAAUUUGCUCUGCGCAUUGACAGCUACUUUCAACCUGCACGUAGAGGAACGACUUCUAGAAGCAAGAGGACUAUGUAUCCCAGCAAACAACACGAUGUUUAUAAAAAGUAUAAGCGAACAGUUGGCGAAGCGAGAGCCCAAUAUGACAUUAGAGUUCUUGGAUGAAUGCAUAAAUGGUUUUAGUUUAUCAGACUUUGAACUGAAGCACCUCUGCCUAGAAUAUAUGGCCCCGUGGUUGCCGAAUUUAACAAAGUUUUGCAAGUGCGUUUCUGAUGACCCUUCGCGAACAAAACUUUGUCAAAUUUUGGACAAACUAAUUCAGAUGACAAUCAAAGAGCGACAGAUGAACCCGUCGAUCCAGGCGAAAGUUUGGGGUAAUAUUGGAAAGCUUCCAGAAUUGUUGGAUGUCGUUCUGGACAGUUUUAUCAAGACCAGUGCAACAGGCGGCCUGGGGUCCUUAAAGGCAGAAGUUAUGGCAGAUACCGCUGUGGCAUUAGCUGCUGCCAAUGUCCCUUUGGUUUCCAGCAAAAUCAUAAAACGGCUAAACACGGUCCUUGGUCGAACCAGCAUGUCACCAACGGGAAGCUUAGAGCGUCACUUGAUGUGGGAUGACAUCGCUAUUCUUGCAAGAUAUCUCCUUAUGCUGUCAUUCAAUAAUUGUUUGGAUGUGGCCAAUCAUCUGCCAGAGAUCUUCCACGUGAUCACUUUGCUUGUAUCAACUGGACCCCUGUCUCUAAAAGCCUCCAUUCAUGGGCUGGUCAUCAAUUCCUUGCAGUCACUGCUCACGUGCUCAGGAAUCCAUUUCAAAGGCAGAACACAGAAGUUGCUUAAAGCUAGACUGGAAGAUUUUUCCGAGCAAAAAUACUAUCUUUUAUUCGGAAUCUCUAAGGUGAAGUCAGCUCCUGCGAAGGCAUUCCAAUCGUCCUUUGGUCGCAGCCGAAGUCGUACGUUCAAUGCAGAAUCGGAGGAUGACGGAAUUUCCAUGUCAGCCCUGGAAACGAUUGUAGAAUCAUUGCUUGAGAUUAUGGAGGCGUGUGCUAUGGACAUCCCUAACUGCAACUGGGUUCGGCGGUGGCACGAAUUGGCUCUUGGAUUCGCGUAUACCCACAAUCCCGCACUGCAGUCUCGUUCCAUCAUUGUCCUUGGCUGCAUAAGCAAGGAAGUUGACGACACGUUUAUUAGAAGUUUGCUGCAAGUUUUAGUCAAGGCUGUCGGGGUUUACAAUGAAAAUCGCCUGAUCGAAUCAGUGAUAAUGUGCUUGGCAAAGCUUCAACCAUUAUUGCCGCAGGGAUCAAGGUACCACAGAGGACUCUUCUGGAUUGCUGUUGGAAUUUUGCAGUUGGCAGAACUUACCCUGUAUCCAUGUGGCCUAAUUUUGUUGGAAAGAUCCAUCAUGACUCUUGAUAGUCACGGAGAUUUCGACAAAGAGAGUCUAAGUGAUGUUUUGAUGGCUGUACGAACCAAUGGAACGCUGGAUUGGGUUUGCAAGCAGAUGGAUCAUGUUGUUGGUCUCAGCUUUAAUACGGACUUCAAUUUCGCUUUGGCCACCCAUGUAUUGAAAGGCCUUCGACACCCUUGGGCAAAAACCAAAUCUUUGACUGUUAGAAUCAUGAACCUACUCCUUGAUUCAUGCAGAAAACGAAAAAACUGCAAAGACAAAUUUGUUGUCAGCAAAGAGACUGUUCCGUACCUUGCCGGUUUGCUUCCAAUUUCAAACGAAGUGAGAACCCGCCUGCACGCAAGCAACAGGGCAUCGACCUACUUCAAAACGAUUUCCAAGAAUCCACUGUGCAGCUCUAUGGAAGACAUCGCGGCCUCGUGUACACCAGAUAUUUCCAUCGUAAUUUCGCCCCCGGCGGAGAUCACAGAUCGGCUUAAUGAGUUCGUGUGGCCUUCAGAUUGUCACAAUUUGUUGCUCGAUCCAAGUAUUUUGGAUGACAAUGCGUCAAAAGCUCUUUUGCUAGUCUUGCUGGCUACACUGACUGAGUUCACAACUGACGAUGCAGAAUUGCGUAUUUUAUAUGGAGUAUUAGCUGAGGCCAGCAUUCUUUUCCCUGAGGUCUUCCCAGUCACGUUUUCAAUCCUCAAUCGUAAGCUCUGCAAUGUCUUGAGCCAUAGCGAUGACCCAAUAACCUUGGCUGCUGUGCACACCAUUGUUCAGUCUACCUCUGCAAGCUCGCGUAUCGAAGCAACCAUCGACUUGGAAUAUCUUGGCACUUGCAGCUUUUCUGGAUUGCACACAUUCUUAGGACCAUUCCCGGAGACGCAUGACCAAGCUAUUGCUCCGCACAUGUUUUCGAGGUUAAUCAAUGCCUUCGUCGAGGAAUAUAGGCCCAACUCCUUUUCGCCAGAUAUGCGAUCCAAUUCAGCACUGUUCUUUCAACCAAACAAAAUCCGUGAUGACGGCGCUAUAGUUGCAAGCUCCUCCUCACUCAGUGCUAUCCCAAGUCUGAGCGAAAUGAGGCGCAAUUCCUCUUUUCAGCGGUCAGGCUCGUUGAAACCUUCGCAGAGGACUAGCCCGAGAAAAAGCCAAAAGGAAAGAGAAAGUUGCCUGCCUGUUAAAAGGUGACCAAUUAUUUUUCAUGCUAGCUUUGUUUUUGAUUAUGAUUGUUAUGACAACGAGAAAAGCGCUCUCUAAAGAAGUGAUUCUUGUACCUAUGAUAUGCACCAACGGCAGUUUUCUGGUGGACCCAUGUAAAGGCUACAGUGGAGGUAGGUCACUGAAGGUAUGCCAGCCGACCUGUGUCACUGAACGUAUCUCAGUUGACUUGUGUCACCGAACGUAUCGUUGACGCAUGUCACAGAUGCCUGUCAGUGUUCAAACAGAAACAGUCUGGAAUGGCUUCUCCUUCAAAAAAACUGCGUAACUCUCAUUCGUAAAGCAAUUAUGUUGUAAUUAAGUUCCAAUUUUAUUUGAAUUUUAAGAAAUAGGUGCUCUUUGUUGGAAUGGACGUUCUACUUUUGACACCACAAUGCAGUCAGUAGGAAAAGGAUAGUCCUGGGUAUUAGACGAUAAUUUUUUUACUCUGAAGAUUAAGCCUACACCUUGGACAAUUUUCUAUGAUAAAUGUUACUUGUUGGACAUCAAAUAAUCCCUUGCUUAGAAACCAUCAGCUCAGUUUGCAGGAAAGCAAUUUUGAAUUCCUAAUGCUUCAGAGCUUUUUCAUCUGAAGGCCUUUUUAAAGAUAUCGUAUUCAAUCUGCAAGAAAAUAGUGUAUGUACCCGUUUACUUGAUCUGAAAAUAUCAAAUACCCUUCAAACUGGUAGAGUUAGGAUUGUUUGCGAAUAUAAUCCAUCGAGUAUUCAUUUAACACCUUUGGUCUAUUUUCAGUUGUAUUUUGCUGUUAUGUUCAUCCAUCCAAACAAUUAGAUUAAUACAAUCAAGUUUGCUAUCCACUUUCGUAGUUCAUCCAUUGUACCUUCACAUAAUCACCCAUCACGCGUCAAAUGUGUGGUUAAUUUUCUAGGAACAUUUACAAUAUGUAAAUUUUGUAUGUCUUGUUAGAUUUCUAGUUUAUAUUUUGUAAAAUAAAUUUCAAAUUCAAUAUUUCGAAAAUAAUGCAUCAAUUCAUUAAUGGCUUAAAACAUAUUUUAGAUUCAGUCAAAUAUUGGUUUUAGAUUGUCGACUUUGUAAAUAUGCAGUCAUUUGAUUAAUAUAUAUGAAUAUAUGUAUAAAUAUGUAAAUCGAUGUAUGCCAAGGCAUAACUUGGUUUUUUGUCAACGCCUCUUUGCCUUUAUAGUCAUGAUUUUAUAAAUUUCAUUUCCA
Molecule: messenger RNA, 9451 nt
Organism: Rhopilema esculentum
Lineage: Eukaryota; Metazoa; Cnidaria; Scyphozoa; Rhizostomeae; Rhizostomatidae
Source: RefSeq, a predicted model, not a curated record